Molecule: messenger RNA, 915 nt
Organism: Poecilia reticulata (guppy)
Lineage: Eukaryota; Metazoa; Chordata; Actinopteri; Cyprinodontiformes; Poeciliidae
Biological process (GO): immune response; cell surface receptor signaling pathway
Cellular component (GO): external side of plasma membrane
Molecular function (GO): transmembrane signaling receptor activity
Source: RefSeq, a predicted model, not a curated record
AUGGAGAUAGCUGCUCUCUGUGCCGCCAUUGUUUGUCUCAGGCUCUUUCCCAGCAGGUCCCAGUUCUUCCAGUAUGAAUCUGUGACUCUGAGCUGUGAAGGAAACUCAUCUGAGUGGAGAGUCAGAAGAAAUACAUCAAAACAAAUGAAUGAACUCUGUCCCCGCUAUACUGAAUGCAUCUCAUCUGAGCUGCAUGAACACGACUCUGGAGUUUACUGGUGUGAAUCUGCAGCCGGCGAACGCAGCAACACCGUUAGCAUCAGCGUAACAGCUGGAUCUUUGAUCCUGGAACGACCUGAACGUCCAGUUGGUGAGGGAGAAAACCUGACACUUCACUGCAGAUUCAGGCCACCGUCUUCCUCCAGUCUAACUGGUUUCUAUAGAAACGGGGUUCUGGUCGGGAGCAGCUCAACUGGACGCUUCACCAUCCAGAGCGUUUCUAAAUCUGAUGAAGGAUUUUAUAAAUGUAACGCCUCUGGAGUGGGAGAAUCAGAAGAAACCUGGCUGGAUGUAAGAGGGCCCAGACUUCAAACGCCUACUGCUGCCCUCACACACAUUCUGCUUCCUGUUGUGACCGGCUUUUUUCUGCUGGUUGUGACGGUGCUGGUCUGCGUCUGGAGAAACCACAAAGGGUCAGUGGACAGCGUUGUGUCCUACACUGUCAUCGUCACACAGGAAGGAAAAACUCACCAACUCACAGAGCCUCAGGACGGACCGGUUCUAGGACGGGUUCGGUACGUCAGAGACAGUCUGGCAGAAGGACGGCUCAGAGGUCAUCAGUCCAGACUCAGGACUGAAGAUUCCAGAGGCUCUUAAUGAAAAGAUAAGAAGGCUGGAGGAGGAUUGUGGUGGGUUAGAGGAGCUAAUAAAGACUUCCUGUUUCUCCCAGCUGUGAUCUGAGAGCUUCCUUAGAAA